AUGAAGGAGCUAUUCAGUCUCAACGAAGAUGUGCUGCUGCUUAUUAUCGACUGUCUCUUGGACAAGGAUGUUUGGUUGGUGGCUCUUAUUGUUAAAUACGCCUACCAACUCGCAAUCCGUCGUUUCUUCUCCACCAUGAAGGCCAGAAUUUCCGGUGACUCCGCGUUGCAGGCAAUGGAACAAGCCCUCCUUGCGAUCCCGCUCUUAUUCCACGUCCCACGAGUGUCAUACCUGCGCCGCCUCUCUAUCUCAUGCGGUAGCGCUAGUUACCGAUCCUUUUCCACCGUCUUUAUCAACUUCCUCCCUCUCCUCGUCAAUCUAGAGCGAUUUGAAGUAAACUUCGACAUGGAACAUUUUUUCGCAGUCUGCCCGCAGGUCGCACAAGCUCUGAACAGUCUCACAGGUCUGCGCACACUCGGGAUCAUUGGCGUCGGCAAGCGGGUUCUUCGCUGGUUGGAUUCAUAUGCCGGCGUUGCGUCUGUCGAAUACAUGGGUCUCUCCUUUAGAACUGGUUCAUGGACAGAAACAACAGACAUUGCUGCCACGGCAAUGCCAGCGAUUCCCCCUCCCCCUCCGUUGGCGACAAUAUUAGGCCGCUUCCGCUUUCUGCGCUCCCUCCGCCUUUCCAUUAAAGAUGUUGUUGGGGGAUUCGUCUCUGAAAACCGUUCCCGAUCUCUGGCGAUCCCGGCCGAGGAAACGAUACCAGCGCUACGCACUAUUUACAUCGCAUUCGACAUCGGAUCCAUCUCCGCGCUCGACCUCAUUCCGCACUGCCCCAACCUCUCCAGGCUCACGUACAUUGUGACUGGAUGCCCACCUCUCUCCCAACCCACCCGGGCGCCAUGGCCCCUCAUCAAGGAGCUGCACUUGAGCAUGUUCCGGAGAAGAUGCUUCGCGACGCUGCAGCCCAUGCCGCCCAUCGGCCGUGUCCACCGCCUCCGGAUCGACCACUGUUUGUUCGACUACGACCUGGACCAUUUGCAGCGAUUCUUGGCGCUCCUACGCACCACCCAACCGUCCGUGAUCAACGCUUCCGGUGCACCCCGGGGGUGGACGUCAGCCCCUCUUGCCAUCGAUGUUAAGUGGAUGACAGCAAUCCAGUCGGCCUGUCAGGUCUGUCUACGCUCGCUAGAUCUCACCAUCACGCCAACAGCCGUUUUCCAGCCGACCGAGAUCGUCGGCUCGCUCACAGGCCUCCGUCUCAUCCAUCUCGGCGCGACGUUGGCGGACCGUUCUUCGCUGGGCCCGGGCAAGCUCGAGCUCCGUGUCGAGGAAGCGCGCGUCCGAGCCGCCCGCGCGCUGCCCUUGCUCCUCGUGGACGCGCUCCCCACGCUCCGGGUGCUCCGGGUGGGCGGGAUGGUGCCCAUGCUCGACGCGUUGGCCGCAGAAGAUGCGGACCUGCAUGCCCGAGUUCGUGCGGGAGCGCUUGGUUCACUCUUUCCGACCAAUUUCGAGGAGCAGUUCGAGGCUCGGCGGAACCUGCGGGAGCUCGCUGCGGUCCCGAUGCGGGACACGCGGUGGUGGAUGGUGGAGCAUGACGGAGAGAAGAGAAGGAUGGUGGAAGUUUAUUCAGACGUGGCUGAGCGGGCGAGGGCGGUCGUGGAGAGCGAAGAGUUUGAUCCUGGGAGUGUCAGCUGGGAUGUGUUCUUCGCACCGAGAUACGUUUAUCAGCCAUAA
Molecule: messenger RNA, 1677 nt
Organism: Epithele typhae
Lineage: Eukaryota; Fungi; Basidiomycota; Agaricomycetes; Polyporales; Epitheliaceae
Exons: 3
Coding region: 1-1677 (558 amino acids)
Source: RefSeq, a predicted model, not a curated record